UUGAAGUUAUUUACUCGAGCCUUUUGGAGCGUUGAGCUGGCGGAGGUGGCCAUGGCCAACAUCACCAAGAAAGUGUCGUGGUCCAGCCGAACCGACGAGUCCGGGGUGGCCAGCGAGGGGACCCCGCUUCUGAACGGCGCCGAGCAGCCCAGGCACUCCAGACAGCUGUCUGGAGGAGGCUCUAUAUUUCAGAUAGGCAGACUCAGCACAGUGGAUUUGGAAGAGGAGAUAACGACAGAGGAGGAUUCUUUAAGAGGGCGGCUCAAGGAGAUCCCUCACAAUGAGAAGCUGCUGUCACUAAAAUAUGAGAGCCUUGACUAUGAUAACAUUGAAAACCAGCUGUUUCUUGAAGAGGAAAGGCGGAUGAGUUUCAUGUCUUUUCGCUGCCUUGAAAUCAGUCGCUGGGUGAUCUGCGGUCUGAUUGGCUUCCUCACCGGCCUCAUCGCCUGUUUCAUUGACAUUGUGGUGGAGCAGCUUGCUGGGAUCAAAUACCAAGUCAUCAAAGAAAACAUUGUGAAGUUCACAGAAGUGGGUGGACUGUCCAUCUCCCUCAUCCUCUGGGCUGUCCUCAACUCUUCCUUUGUCAUGGUGGGAGCCAUCAUGGUGGCAUUCUUCGAGCCUAUCGCCGCAGGAAGUGGUAUCCCUCAGAUCAAAUGUUACCUUAAUGGAGUCAAGAUUCCAAGGGUGGUACGACUCAAGACUCUGCUGGUGAAGGUGUGCGGUGUCAUCUGCUCAGUGGUCGGAGGCCUCGCUGUGGGGAAGGAAGGUCCCAUGAUUCACUCAGGUGCUGUUGUAGCUGCGGGGGUGUCCCAGGGCAGGAGCACCUCCCUAAAGAGAGACUUUAAGAUUUUUGAAUACUUCCGGAGAGACACCGAAAAAAGGGACUUUGUUUCUGCCGGAGCAGCUGCUGGAGUUUCUGCGGCUUUCGGAGCCCCAGUUGGCGGUGUUUUGUUCUCUCUGGAGGAGGGAGCCUCUUUUUGGAACCAGAUGCUGACAUGGAGGAUUUUCUUCGCCUCCAUGAUCUCCACCUUCACUCUGAACUUCUUCCUCAGCAUCUACCACAACAAACCGGGAGACCUGUCCAAUCCGGGUCUCAUAAACUUUGGACGCUUUGAAAGUGAAAGUAUGGAGUACAACCUGUAUGAGAUUCCCCUGUUCAUUGCGAUGGGUGCUGUAGGUGGACUUUUGGGAGCUCUGUUUAAUGUACUUAACUACUGGCUGACCAUCUUCAGAAUCAGGUAUGUUCAUCGCCCGUGUCUUCAGGUGAUGGAGGCCAUGUUGGUUGCUGCGGUAACAGCAACUGUGGCUUUCACCAUGAUCUACUUCUCUGAUGACUGUCAGCCUCUGGGGCCGGACCACACUGAGGAGUACCCCCUGCAGUUGUUCUGUGCAGAUGGGGAGUACAAUUCAAUGGCAACAGCCUUUUUUAACACUCCCGAGCGAAGUGUGCGAAGCCUCUUCCACAAUCAGCCAGGAACCUACAAUCCUCUGACGCUGGGUGUGUUCACCCUGACCUACUUCUUUCUGGCGUGUUGGACCUACGGGCUCUCGGUGUCCGCUGGGGUCUUCAUCCCGUCUCUUCUGAUCGGAGCUGCCUGGGGGAGGCUGUGUGGAAUACUGCUGGCCUCUAUAACUUCAACCGGCUCGACCUGGGCUGACCCUGGAAAAUACGCUCUGAUCGGAGCUGCCGCUCAGUUAGGUGGGAUUGUGCGGAUGACCCUCAGUUUGACUGUCAUCAUGGUGGAGGCAACGGGAAACGUCACCUACGGCCUCCCGAUCAUGCUCGUCCUCAUGACUGCUAAGAUAGUGGGAGAUUACUUCCAGGAGGGUUUGUAUGACAUCCACAUCAAGCUGCAGAGCGUUCCCUUCCUGCACUGGGAUGCUCCUGCCACCUCCCACUGGCUGACGGCCAGGGAGGUGAUGAGUUCUCCAGUCACCUGUCUGAACAGGAUCGAAAAGGUGGGAACCAUCGUAGACACCUUGAGCAACACAUCGACCAAUCACAACGGCUUUCCCGUCGUCGUGCGGGUGUCCGAUAACGAUGAGCCAGCAAAACUCUGCGGCCUCAUCCUCCGCUCUCAGCUCAUCGUUCUGCUCAAGCACAAGGUGUUUGUGGAGCUGGCCCAGUCCCGGCUGACUCAACGAAAGCUCCAGCUAAAGGAUUUCAGGGACGCCUACCCUCGCUUCCCCCCAAUCCAGAGCAUCCACGUGUCCCAGGAUGAGAGGGAGUGCAUGAUGGACCUCACCGAGUUCAUGAACACAACGCCUUACACCGUCCCCCAGGAAACAUCUCUGCCCCGCGUGUUCAAGCUGUUCAGAGCCCUGGGACUCAGACACCUGGUGGUAGUAGAAGACAACAGGGUGGUUGGACUGGUGACCAGGAAAGACUUGGCCAGAUAUCACCAGGGAAGACACGGACUGGAGGAGCUCCAACUGGCUCAGACAUAGCACACACACACACACACACACACACACACACGCACACUCGCACACUCAUGAACUAUGACCACCUGAUGCCUCGGAGGCUGCUGAACCCACCAGCAGCGCAGCCAUAAAAGACGCCUUCAGAGCCAGAGAGAUCUGUUGCUCUGUAGAGAAUUAGAAUGAAAAUUCAAAUACCUGCCGCCUGCCCCCGUUAAUUAAGAAGGAUGCUGAGACGAGUCUGAUUUGCACCUCAUUCCAGACGUCUAUCAUUAUU
Messenger RNA from Menidia menidia (Atlantic silverside), 2698 nucleotides. Lineage: Eukaryota; Metazoa; Chordata; Actinopteri; Atheriniformes; Atherinopsidae. The record is from the annotation of a GenBank genome assembly.